AAAGAUUCAUUUAACAGACAAAUUCAAUUAAAGCCUCCAUUAAUGUUCUAAGGGAAGAUGAAGCCCAGUUUCAUUUCAAAAACUAAAUGAAUAAAGUAAUUUGAUUUAAGGACCAAAAAGCAAGAAACAGGAAAAGCUGAAAAAAGUUGGUCCUUGUGUUUGAGGCUAAACUCAUCAUCACAUUCAGAAAUCACAUGCUGUUUAUCUUUUGUUUAAUACUUUAAUACUCCUUUUAAAAGGAUGGUAAUGUUCCCGUAAUCAAAGUUUUAAAUAACAGACAAAGCACUUUUCCAACUUUAAAACUUGAAUUUAAGAUUUUAUUAAUCUUUCCAUCUACCUUUAUACUAUAUUAAUUUGAAUAAAAAACAAAACCCAAAGAAAAAAAAAAUUUAAAAGCAUUGAAAAGGCCAAGAAAUAGAAUAGAAAUAUAGAAGCCUGCAUUAUCUAAAAGCUUGUUCCUUGUUAGAGUAUUGUUUUCUUUUAGCUGAUUAGCUACUGACAUUCCAGAGAUUUUUCCUCCCAGAGUUUGUUUUAAGGUUUUAACACUGAGAUUUUAAAUCUGAAUCCAACUUUGGGUUUUAAUUUCUUUUCUGAAUCCUAUUCAAAAGGUAUUUGAUUUGGGUCAGUUCAGCUGCUCUCAUUCCUUCAAAAUUUUCCUUUUGUUUUAUUUUAUUUGGUAUUUUCAGUUGGUUGCAUAUCUGGGUUUUAUUUAGUUUUUGCUGAACUUUAAAGAACAGCUUUUUGAGCUUUUUUUAGCUUUGAUUUGUACCUCAAGUUUGGGGACCUUUUUUUUAUUGUUUGUUUUUUCCAGCUACUGUUACAUUAAUUAUAUUUUAUUUUUCUUGGUAGUGUGGUUUUUAAAAGAUUUGAUAGAAUUAGAUGGGUAGUUCCAGUUUUGUGAUUCAAGUAAGUGAGCUUUCUUUACGGUACAUUUCAAAGUACUAUUGAUGAUGAACAGUCCUUGAUGAGCUGAUUGCUGUUGGACUAUUGGAGUUUGAUAUGGAAAAAAAGAGUUGGUUGUGGAAGAGGAAGUCUUCUGAGAGAAGUCCUGGUGAAACUGAAAGUUCCGGAUCAAUAUCGUCGCAGUCCGAGAGAUUUUCAGAUGAUCAGGAGGCUUUCAAGGCAUCAUCACCUAAUGAUUGCACAAAAUCACCGGAAGUGUCGUCAAAAGCUUCAGCCAUUCCUGAAGAAGUUAAUGAUAGCAUUAGGAGUUUGACAGAGAAAUUAUCAGCUGCUCUAGUAAAUGUUAGUGCCAAAGAGGAUUUGGUGAAGCAACAUGCCAAAGUUGCCGAAGAAGCUAUUGCAGGUUGGGAAAAAGCUGAAAAUGAAGUAGUGGUAUUAAAGCAAAAACUAGAGACUGCAGUUCAGCAAAACUCAGCAUUGGAAGACCGGGUGACUCAUCUUGAUGGAGCUCUUAAGGAAUGUGUUAGGCAGUUAAGACAAGCAAGAGAGGAGCAGGAGCAGAAGAUCAAUGAAGCUGUCGCAAAGACUACCCGGGACUGGGAAACUACCCAAUUUGAACUCGAAAGCCAGUUGCUUGAGCUCCAAAAUAAAGCCGAAUCUGUUAAGUCUGAGCCCCCUCCUCCCUUCAGUCCCAAUCUUUUGCAUAAGUUUGAAGCUUUGAAGCAGGAAAAUUCAGCCCUCAAGCUUGAGCUCUCAUCUCAGUUAGAAGAGUUGCAAAUCAGAACAAUUGAAAGGGAGUUAAGCACCCAAGCAGCUGAAACAGCUAGUAAACAACACUUAGAGAGCAUAAAGAGGGCCGCAAAGCUUGAAGCAGAAUGCCGAAGACUCAAAGCCAUAGGCUCUAAAUUGUCCUUCACAAAUGACUGUAAAUCCCCUGCCUCCUCAAUUAAUGUUGAAUCCUUCAUGGGUAGUCAAUCCGACAGCGGAGAACGGCUGCAUGUGGUGGACACUGAUACCCAAAAGAUGAGUGGCCUGGAGGCAAACAAAGGAGAACCUAGUUGUUCCGACUCAUGGGCGUCAGCCUUAAUUGCUGAACUUGAUCAAUUCAAAAACGAAAAGGUCAUCAACAGAAAUGUCCCUAGUUCUUCUAUUGAGAUUGAUCUCAUGGACGAUUUUCUUGAGAUGGAGCAACUUGCUGCAUUACCUGAUACCAAGAAUGAAAAUCAAUGUCUUGAAUCAAAAGCUACAGUCAAACAAUCCAAUGAUGGUGACAGCUCUUUGAAGGCUGAGCUUGAAGCCAUGAUUCAUCAAACAACAGAACUUGAAGAGAAGUUGGAGAAGAUAGAAGCCGAGAAAGCUGAACUAGAAAUUGCUCUUGCCGAAAGUCAAGAAAGUCUAGAAGCAUCGGAACUAGAGUUGAGGGACAAUGAAUUAAAAUUGGAGGAGUUGCAAAGAGAGCUCAGCAAGGCAAGUGAAGCAAAGCAACAUCUCGAGUCUCAACUCAGUAUCAUGGAAACAGAUGCAGAGACAAUGUCAGCGAAGAUUGAUGCAUUAGGAGCAGAAAUUGAAAAGGAAAGGGCACUGUCAGUGCAAAUUUCAGCUGAUGCAAAUGAGUCAAAGCAGCUUCUCGAGUCUCAACUUGUUAGCAUUGAAGCAGAGGCUCGGAUGAUGUCUGCAAAGGUUGGUUCAUUGGAAACAGAAGUUGAAAAGGAAAAGGCAUUGUCAGCAGAGAUUACAGUGAAGUGUCAAGAAUUGGAAGAAGAGCUUUCAAGAACGAGACAGGAAGCUGAGCUCCAGCAAACUGCAAACUCGAACGUUGAAGUGAAGAUAAAACAGGAGGAUUUGGCUGUUGCUGCUGGAAAACUUGCUGAGUGUCAGAAAACAAUAGCAUCUUUAGGGCAGCAACUGAAAUCUCUUGCGACACUUGAAGACUUUUUAAUUGACACCACGAGCAUACCGGAGUUCUCUAGAGGAGUGUCGUUGAUUCCGAAAUCCAGUGAACCUUGGAAGUUACAUUCUAAUGAAACAUAUUCACCUAAAGCAGAUCCAGAGUCAACAAGAGUUGGUGCUGACCAUUCUAGCCCUCAAGUAAAUAAGAAUGAUGGAAAUGGCAACACACCGCCAUCUUCAUCCUCGUCUUCAAUUGUGUCAUCAACUCAUGCCAGUUUAGAGAAGAACCGAAAUGGUUUCGCAAAAUUUUUCACUCGGAGUAAGAAUGGGAUCCAACUAGAAAUUUAAGAGAUUUAGAUUAGUGUAAAACCAAAGAAAUCAUUUGUCAUUUGAAAAGGUAGUGGUUAAAUACUGUUAAUCACCAUUAACUAGUUCACCUUUAGGUUGUCUCAUAUAUAAAUGAAUGGUUGUCUGGAUUCUGGAUACAAAGUUUGAAGUUGAGAACCUUAAUUGCCAGUACCUGGGGCUAUAGUUUCUCCAUCUUUUGAAGAAAAAUACAGCAAGUUCCUUCAAGUUAUUAAGAAGUUAUUUAGUUGUGGUUGAUCAUCUAAUCCAUUUUAAUCACUGUGGUUAGUUUCUUGGGAAAAAAGGAAGAAAUUAAUAUUGUUGGUUUUGCUGCAGUGCUUUGUUUAUGAAGGCUUGCAAAUGAAGUUUAUGUCUGGCCUGCAUGGUUACAUGUAAUUUGAUAUGGAUUCUGUUGUACCAUUGGAUUCUGUUUUUUCAUUGGAUUCUAAAUUUCCCAAAGCAGGAAUAUAAAAUGUUCAUUGUUCUUGGAAUAAGUAAUAAA
This is a messenger RNA of Gossypium arboreum, 3640 nucleotides long. Its product is annotated as filament-like plant protein. The transcript is spliced from 5 exons. Bases 1000 to 3141 code for a protein of 713 amino acids. The record is from RefSeq and is a predicted model, not a curated record. Lineage: Eukaryota; Viridiplantae; Streptophyta; Magnoliopsida; Malvales; Malvaceae.